UCUUCCUUCCCUCCCACAGCCCUGUAGCAGGCCCCACGGCCCUGGGGAUGUGUGGGAUCCCAGCAGGAAGGAUGGUCUGCUUUAUGGUCUGCCCAGGGAUGGAAGUGCAUGUAUAUUUUUGGGAUCCAUCCAGAUUUGGACUGAGCAACAAAUUUGAAUCAGAAUUUCCUUCUUCAUUAACUGGAAAAGUAGCUCCUGAGGAAUUUAAAGCCAGCAUCAACAGAGUUAACAGCUGUCUUAGGAAGAAUCUUCCUGUAAAUGUGCGGUGGUUGCUUUGUGGCUGCCUGUGUUGCUGCUGCACAUUAGGCUGCAGUAUGUGGCCAGUUAUUUGCCUCAGUAAAAGAACACGAAGAUCGAUUGAGAAGUUAUUAGAAUGGGAAAACAAUAGGUUAUACCACAAGCUGUGCUUGCACUGGAGACUGAGCAAAAGGAAAUGUGAAACGAACAACAUGAUGGAAUAUGUAAGUUAAAGGGCUGUUUUGUGAGUUUCUCUAUUAAAUGAUCAUUUAUUUUGUUUCUGAUCUUAUUCUUUCCAUGAUUAUUAAU
Molecule: messenger RNA, 546 nt
Organism: Cricetulus griseus (Chinese hamster)
Lineage: Eukaryota; Metazoa; Chordata; Mammalia; Rodentia; Cricetidae
Source: RefSeq, a predicted model, not a curated record